AUGCGUGUGGAAGAUGAUAUGAGAGAUGAUACGGAAGACAUAGAAUACAAAUUUAUUUUGCAAAUGGAGUAUGGAGUGUAUUGUAGUAUGUAUGGAGUUGUUGUUGGAUGGACGUCAAGUAAAAAAUCAAAAGGAAGUGAUUAUGUGAUGACGAUCGACGUUGUUGAUGAGGAGAUGCAAAGGCUUUCCGUCCGGAUAUUCAGCCACACAGAAAUAUUUGCAGAGAGUCUGUAUGUUGGAGAUGUAGUAAAAAUAAGGAAUGUUAAGCUCUAUACACAAGGCAAGGCGAUAAUGGGCAAAAGAAAUGAGAUAGAUGUUGUGUACAGGCAGGGCAAGCAAGCUGGUGAAUUCCCUAGUCGGAGUGUCAUGAAUCUUGUGAAUGUAUUUGAGAGGAGCCGACGGAGGUUUGUGAAGCAAAGGAUGAUAUCUGAGAUAGAAUGUGGACAUCGUUUUGACUUCUGUGGAGAGCUAAGCGAUAAGCGGCGCGAAAUGCACAAUCUAGUGAUUCUUGAGUUUAUUGAUUACAGUCAUGGAGCUUGCUCGCUGGAUAUGUGUAAGCACAUGAGUUGUAUGGUGCUUGUUAUAAAGGCAUGGGGAGAAUUUUCGGAUAGAUCAGAACAAUGCGAGAUUGGUAGUUAUUACCUGAUCAAGAACCUGAAGGCUGAUGAAGUUGGUGAGCUUGCAGUUGCGAGCCUGUCGGAGUCGAGCAAUGGGGAGAUAGUCAAGAUUCGUAAGCAUUCGCCUAUUUGGCAGGAUCUUGAGUUAAGAAGAAAUGAAUAUCAAAGAAAAGUUGUUUUUGGAUGCAAUGGAGGAUCUGAGCUACAACCUGACGUGCCUAUACACAUGAAUGAUGAAAAUAGAUACUCAAUCAAUCCUGGAGUGUACAGAAUCAAGGCACAAAUAAGAAGAUGUGCGUUAUUUACGAAUAACACGAUUUCAAUAUGUAAAAGCUGUGGAAUGAUUGAAGAAAGCACGGCUGAAAAGCAGAUGCGAACUUGUAUGAACCACAAUGUUGAACAGAUUAGAAUAGCUAGAGUGAUUAUCUGGGAUGGAUAUACAGAGAUAAAGGUUGUAUGUAGAGGAAGCAUAGCAGAGAGAAUAAUUGACAAUGAGAUUCGUGGAAUAAAAGGUCAGGUAUAUGAAUGUGUUAUACUGAAUGUUGAAGAAAAUAAUCGAGUAGUUUCUCAUCUAAUUAGCAUUGAGUGA
This is a messenger RNA of Ordospora colligata OC4, 1206 nucleotides long. RefSeq lists its product as uncharacterized. Gene Ontology annotation, biological process: telomere maintenance. Bases 1 to 1206 code for a protein of 401 amino acids. Gene Ontology annotation, molecular function: DNA binding. Lineage: Eukaryota; Fungi; Microsporidia; Ordosporidae. The record is from RefSeq and is a predicted model, not a curated record. The transcript has a single exon. Gene Ontology annotation, cellular component: chromosome, telomeric region.